This is a messenger RNA of Parasteatoda tepidariorum (common house spider), 2347 nucleotides long. Its product is annotated as aldo-keto reductase family 1 member B1. NCBI's taxonomy places the organism in Eukaryota, Metazoa, Arthropoda, Arachnida, Araneae, Theridiidae. Gene Ontology annotation, molecular function: oxidoreductase activity. The record is from RefSeq and is a predicted model, not a curated record.
UUUGUUAUUCUUAAUAGCCAAGGUUGAUGAUGCAAGGUAGUGUUGUUGAUCGGUAGUUCUAUACACAAGCGAGCGUUUCAAUUGCUACUCAUUUUUUCUUAUCUAAUAAACAGAUAUAUUUUCGUGUUUUUUAUUUGCUUGUUUACAUAAAAUUGGAAAAUUUUCCUUCAAUUCAGUUUAAAUACCGGUAUUUCUAUCACUAAAAAUUUUUAUUUAUCACUGGGAUCAUGAGCUCUAUAAAAUUAGCCCCCAAAAUUAAAUUGAACAAUGGAAUGGAAAUGCCUCUUAUCGGUUUAGGCACAUGGAAGUCUAAACCUGGUGAAGUAUUUGAAGCCGUGAAGUGUGCCAUUCAGUGUGGAUAUCGGCAUAUUGAUUGUGCUCUUGCAUAUGAAAAUGAGGAAGAAGUUGGAAAUGCAAUCAAAGAAAAGAUUGCUGAUAAAACUGUCACUCGACAAGAUAUCUUUGUGACUACUAAAGCAUGGAACACAUUUCAUAGACGAGAAAAAGUUAUUGAAUCUUGUAAAAGAUCAUUGAAAGAUUUACAGCUUGACUAUGUGGAUCUCUUCCUCAUCCAUUGGCCAAUCGCUUACAAAGAAGGAGAUGAACUUUUUCCCGAAGAUGAGAACAACGAGACGUUAACAGAAAAUAUUGACUUCAUAGAAACGUGGAAGGGUAUGGAGGAAUGCUAUGAUAAAGGUCUUGUCAAAGCUAUUGGUCUGUCCAAUUUCAACAGUGAACAGAUUCGUAGAGUUCUUGAUGUGUGCAAAAUCAAGCCAGUUGUUUUGCAAAUUGAAUGCCACCCUUAUUUGAAUCAAAAUAAGUUAAUUGAGUUCUGUAAAAGUAACGACAUUGCUGUUACUGCAUACAGCCCUCUAGGAUCUCCUGAUCGACCAUGGAAUAAACCAGAUGAACCUUGUCUAUUGGAUGAUGAGAGAAUUAAAAAACUUGCUGAAAAAUACAAUAAAACUCCCGCUCAAAUUCUGUUACGAUUUAAUGUUCAGCGAGAAGUUGUCGUCAUCCCUAAGAGUGUUACAGAAGAAAGAAUAAUAGGCAACUUUAAAAACUUCGAUUUUGCACUUACUCAAGAUGAAAUGAUAAAAGUUGCUAGCUUUACAGAGAAGUUCCGUUAUUGCCCUUUGAUUUGGUUGAAGGAUGAUUCAAACUAUCCUUUUGGCAUUGAAUAUUAAAAUGUUUGCUCUGAUUGAAAUAUUUGUUUGUAAAAAUAAACCACUACAGCACUGUAUAAAAGUAUUAAUAUUUGGUUAACAAUAAAAAAAUUUGUCAUCAUGAAUAUCCAAUAUAUUAUGUUCAAUUAUUACUGUGAUGCCACAAUAGGCAUUACAUAUUUUCUAGCUUAAAGGGUUGAUAUCCAAACCGUUGACUAUCAAGCCUAGUUUUCGAUAUGAAGAGAAUUGUUUUUCUUGAUCCCUUUAAGGGGUUUUUCUUUAUUUUUAUAUUUUGAAUUAUGGCCAUUUUUAAUACUUAAUAAAUCAAAUGAUUUUAUUCAUUUACACUAUAUUACAUUAAAAUUAAGAUGUAUCUGUAAUGGCCGAAAGUCAAAAAUGAGACCUGAACUACCAUUCUAAAUUUGGAAUGACAAUCACCGCCACCACAAUUACAUUUGUAUUUAAACUGUAGAAAGAAAAAAAAAUUACUACAAAUUAUUUGCUAAGUACCACGAGUUUUGUUUAAUUUUUACAAAAUUUACUUAAACAAACUUGACUUCAACAUACCAAAUUAGGAAGCUCUAAUUUCCAAUUUUUUAUUGACCUCUUAUACCAAGGAUUUUUUAAAAAUUUGAAGAAAAAAAAAGCCUUUUUGUGAUUUGAAGAGAAGUUCUUAUUUUUUUCAUACUUUUGUUGUUUCAUAGACAUUGUAACUUUGACAACUAAGUUUGAUUAGAAACCAAAAACUUUUCAAAUUACAAAAUAUUGGACCAAUCAAAAUGUGAAUAAAAUAUUUUACUGUAGCAUAAAAACAAGAAAAAAUUUCACAAAUAAUUUAUUGUACCUGUCUUUUUGAUUGAAUUUUUCAAAAGAAAGUUGAGGCGAUGUUCAAUUCAGUACUGUUAUCCUUCUGUUCCCUUUUUCCAAAUCACAAAGACUUAAACGAUUAAAUACUCUUCCGUAAAAUAAAUCUUUAGUAAAGUUUGAACUCAAUGUGAAAUCUACACAAAAGGUUUUAAUGAGUGAGUCAUUAACAACUAUGAAACUAGAGAAAAAACGAAAUCUCUAACAAAGUAAAAGACUCAUUCAAAUCAUACAAUUGUACUAAUUUAAUAUAUUAAUCAGAAAACUUUGUCAAUUACAACAAUUACUUCCCAAAACAAAGGCUUUAGAUCUAAACA